UGUCUAUAGUAACUUAAUGAAUGCUUCCGCAAACUUCUUCUUAAUGAUAUUGGAAUAAAAUCACCAUGAGGGAUUUUGAAUUUAAUCAGUUUCACAGGCGCUAUGACAUCAUUAACCGACUGUAUAUUGUCAUAGAAGUUUUUAAGGACUUCCUCUAAGGAGUCAUUGGUAGAGUAGGAAUCCCAAUUAGAGUAUCUAAUCAAGUCCUGAUACAAGUCCCAAUCAACCCGCGUGUAUGGUCUUAUAGGUGUCCGACUAACUUUGUUUCUGUGUAUAGUUUCUGGGGAAAUGUUAAACGAACAUGCAACUAUUUUAUGAUCGCUACCUGGGAAUUCAUGUCCCACAUGAAUUGUAGAUGGUGCUACGUUGACUUCCAUGUUUUUUCUGAUGCCUCUGAGGUUGGAUUUGGUGCAGCCGUAUACAUCAGAACCACCUUAAGGAAUGAUAUAGAUGUUAGCCUGGUGAUGGGUAAAUCUAGAGUUGCACCUCUAAAGACGGUUUCGAUUCCGAGAUUAGAACUUACUGCAGCCUUACUGACUGCGCAGUUAUUCACAACGGUGUGUAAAGAGUUGGAUUACCCCAAGCAUCCCGUAACGUUUUGGACUGAUUCGAUGUCUGUGAUAUAUUAUAUACGCAACGAGUCAGCAAGAUAUGCAUGUUUUGUAGCUAACAGAGUAUCUCAAAUUCGUGAACUAACAACUGUUGAGCAGUGGAGGUACGUACCAUCUGGAAAAAAUCCAGCUGAUCUAGCCUCGCGAGGAGUUAUUGGUAUGAAUGUGGUUAAAAAUAAGUGAUGGAAAGGUCCAGAGUUCUUGCUAAGGGCUGAUUGUAUGUGGCCUCGUAGAGAAGAUGAACCACCGAUAAACGAGUGUGCCUUGGAGUUGAAGACAAAUGUC
This is a messenger RNA of Trichobilharzia regenti, 896 nucleotides long. NCBI's taxonomy places the organism in Eukaryota, Metazoa, Platyhelminthes, Trematoda, Strigeidida, Schistosomatidae. The record is from the annotation of a GenBank genome assembly.